CAGACAGAAAACUCCGAGAGGUGACAGCAGAGGGGAGCGACCCGUGAUCUCUUUUUCCUGAACAACCUUUGUCUCCUCUAAUAUUUUCUUUUUUUGCUUUCAGCUUGUAGCUUCACGUGCACCUUACCUUAAAUCUUUGUAUAUUCAAUCUUUUCUGUUUUUCGCAUCUUGCCCUCCACAAUCCACCAAUUUCUUAUUUUAUCUUUUACAUGACAAAUAAUCAAUAUCUCUAAAUUCAAACUAAUUACAAUAUCUUUUCAAUUAUUAAAAUUUAAAAGAUUUUUCAUUUUAGGAUAAACUUAGAAUCAAAAGAAAGAAAGGGGGAUAACAAGGGAAAGAAGCGAAGGGGCAAUUAGGUCAGAGAGAAGGAAUGUCGUUGUCGUCCAAGUCGUGAUCGCCAGCAUUUCUUAGGCUAAUCGCGCCACCCUCCGAUAUUUUUCUCACUCUCUGCCUCCUUUUUCUCUCCAAUGUUAGUUGAAUCGAUCCAGGAGAUUUACCGCUUGAGAAUUGUAGGGAAAACGGAAAAACCAUUCUUAUCAGGGAUGGUGGAUGGAAGCACCAAUUUGCCAGUCAACCUUUCCUGCUUUGAGCUGAUUAAACCAAGCUUGGAUGAGACCAACCAGCAUUGUUCUCUUGAUGUCUUGCCUAUUCUAAUAGAGGAAACUUCAUUUUCAGCAAGAGAAAAAUGCAGCUUAAACACUUCACAUGGCCAGGAUGUCUAUAGCAUUUCUGUCUUGCCUGAGGAAGGAAACAUGAGUCCAAAAUGCACACCACAGUUAACUUUUUUGAGCCUCUUAGAAGUUCCUUUUUCAUCAAAAAACCAGAUGUGUUUGGAUGCGCAAUUGAGUUGCCAGAACUGCGUCGAUUUGAAAGUGGAUAGUGAAGAUGCUUAUUCAUCGUGCAUUCUGGAUAUAAACAUUGAGAAAGAGACUCCCGACCUACUGAAGUCUAAUGAUGAAAUUGUUGGUAAUUCAAAAAGUGAAGGCGUGGUUACACAUUUGCAGAAGGUGUUACAAAGACAAGCAAGCUUAAACGUAGAGAAAUCAUCGAACGAGAGGGUUCAUGAUGCACCAAGCAACAGAUGGAGAAGAUACAAACGAGCUGCAUCAUUUGAUUCGAGGAAAAUUGUCCUCCUUUUCUCAAUCUUGUCAAGUGUGGGGACAUUGAUAUUGAUUUAUCUGACGCUGAGAGUUAGACAAACAAUUGAUGGGUUCAAUCAUGUGUAGCACUUCCUUCAACUUGUUUUCUUUUUCCGUCUUCAGAGCAGGCAGGCUGGCUUUUUAUGUUCCUUUUUUUCUGAGUUUCCAUUGUAAAUACGAGUAGAGAGAUUCAGCAUGUGCCAACAGAUUUUCCGAAUAUAGUUGGAAACUUCUAGUGUCACCUGUUUCAUUACAUGAUAACCUAGUUUGGCUCUCAAUAAAUGAGUAUUCACCAAAUUUGAUUCAA
Messenger RNA from Gossypium raimondii (Peruvian cotton), 1446 nucleotides. RefSeq lists its product as uncharacterized. The record is from RefSeq and is a predicted model, not a curated record. Bases 468 to 1226 code for a protein of 252 amino acids. The transcript has 9 exons. NCBI's taxonomy places the organism in Eukaryota, Viridiplantae, Streptophyta, Magnoliopsida, Malvales, Malvaceae.